Messenger RNA from Tetrahymena thermophila SB210, 2307 nucleotides. Its product is annotated as transmembrane protein, putative. NCBI's taxonomy places the organism in Eukaryota, Ciliophora, Oligohymenophorea, Hymenostomatida, Tetrahymenidae. The transcript is spliced from 9 exons. The record is from RefSeq and is a predicted model, not a curated record.
AGAAUCUAAAUCAUAAAAUAAAUAAAUUACUCAACCAAGCAAUCAAUCAUAAAUAAGAAAGCUUAAUUGUUAUUUUAACAAAGUAGGAAGAAUCUAUUAGUUAUGAAGAUAUUAUCAAUUACAAUUCAAAACAAAAAAGGAUAAAUAUUGUUUAUGGUUACUUCUAAUAACUUUUCUCAUGAAUAAGGAGUUAGAUACUCUAAUUCUAUUUAUGAGUAUAUUUUAAGUGUUUCCAAAUAGGAGAAAAAAGUUGAUAAGACAAUAAUUAUAGAUAGCUCAAUUAUCUGCAUAUGCUACAUCAUUCAAGAGUUAAUAAUUCUAGUUCUAGUUCCAACAUCGUAAACACAAAUAGGCUUUGAAGGAGCUAAAAAGCUGAGCAGCUAUUUUAAAUCUAAUUCGAAAAUGGAAGACUUAAAUAAAAAAUAUAUUUUGAUCAAUUAAAUGUUAGAAGAUUUUUUGUAUACGAGGGAACUUAAUUUGAGUAAAGUGUUCUAAUUUAAGUUAUAAUAAGGAGAAAAGAUGCAUUAGAUUUAUUCUAAAUAAUAGGCAGAUUUUGAAGUUUUUAAUUCCUUUUUAGAUAUGGAUAACUCUAAAGAGAAUAAAGAAAUGAAAUCAAUAGCAAAUAUUCCAUUGAGAUAUUGGACUUAAGUUUAGUAAAAUAUUUAAAAAGUCAACUUAAUAGUUCAGUAGUCCAAAGAGAUAUCAAUUAAUGUUACUGCUGCUACUGAUAAUGCUAAUUAAACUUCUGUAUAAUCUAAAUAUAAAAAAAUAAUAGAACAAUAAAGAAAUUUAUUUUAUAGAUAUGCAUUUAAGCUCACUACAAAAGUAGCAACUCAGCCAAAAAGACCUUUAACUAAUUAUUAACAAGUUUCAAUGAUACCAAAGCAUUAAAUAAAAUUAGAUUCUAUUUCUUCUCAUGAUAUUCAAGGAGGUUACCAUCGUAAAAACAAUUCAGUUACUACUCAAUACAUGCAUUAUUAAAAAGAAACUAUAUAAAAUGGUAAUAUAAGUUAAACUCCAACAAGUGUAGCAACUGUUGACCUUUUGGAUAUGGAUUUUUUUUCAACAUCUUCAAAAUCAUAACAGCAAUAAAUAUAUAACCCAUAACCAUAAAUAUAGUAAAACAUUACACAUAGACCUGUGUAAAUUCCAAUAUAAAAAUAAGAAUCUAAUGUACUUGACUUAUUAGAUAGUGAAGAUGAAGAUGAAACUCCUACUACAUCUUAGGCUGCACCCAAAAUUAAUACAAAUAACUAAAUUUAUUAAAAUAAUAAUAAUAACAAUAAUUUAAUUAAUAAACCAAUAAAUUAAAAUGGUAUCAAUAACGGCUAAAUCAACACCACUCCUUUACCUAAUUUAUAAGCAUAACCAAAUAGAUAUAGUAGUAUUUUUGGAAACAAAGUAACAUAGUAAAAUCCUCUUCCCUAGAACACUUUGAAUUAAAAUGUAGCUCAAAACUAACAAAGAAUGUCAUUACCUGCAAAUAAUAAUAAUGCAGCUCAGCCAAACAUAACUCCUAAACCUCCAUUACAACCGAAUUAAUAAUAAAGCAAUUUGCAAAAGAAUGAUGUCAGCUUAAAAAUCCAAGAAAAGCUUCAAAUAAUAUAAAAAGAUAAUAACUUUCCAUAAGGAUUUUAGCUUAAUGGAUAAAUAACUGUUUAGGGAGAUUUCAAAGACGAUGUUGUUUUGAUAGAAUUAAAAGGUAAAAAUUGGGAUCCUUAAAUAACAAAGCACAGAGGUACUCCAAACACCUUUCCAUACAGGACGAAUAAAGAAAAUACUGCAUAUUAAAUAAAAGUUGACAAAUCUUCCUUGAGCUAACCAAAACCAGUGAUCGAUCUUCUUAUGAAUAGCUAGUUAAUUUUAAAAGCAUAACAAAUACCUUUAUUUUUUUUAUAUUAAUAUGAAACUAAAUAAGCAUAAUCAAUAAACUUUAGAUUUUAAUACAUGGUAAAUUAAAAGUGGAAUAGUUCUUUAUUUGAUGUGCAGUUUUACAUUGUUUUAGAUGAUAGAUUGAUAUUCAGUGAUAUGUAGCAUAACCCUUUUGCCUCUUCAUAUUAAAAUAAAACUCUCUUGUGGAAGACUUAAAAGUUGAACGCAAAUUCAAAAGGAAAUUUAUCAUUAACACUCCAUGGAAUAAAUUUAUAGCCAUAAGAAAUUCUUAAAUAUAUAAGACUCUGCAUGAAAUCAGAUAGUAUACUAGCGGAUUUAGAUGCUUAAAUGACUACUUUAACUCCUGGAAGAACUAUUCAUUAAGCAUAAAAAUAAAUGUUAAUAGAAUAUAAAAUUUUGCCAAAUUCAAAUUGA